AUGGCUGUCGCUGGGGGAGGCAUAGUGGGGCGUUUGUUGUCCUACCUGAUCCCAGUCUGCUCAGUGCUUGGUAUACUUACGUACUCUGUGACGGCGGCGCUUCUUGCGCUGUGUACUUGGCUUAGUUUUCGGCUGCUGAAGAGGAACCACCUGCGAUGCUUCCAACAACCUCCGCAACGCAACUGGUUACUGGGACAUAUGGGGAUAAUGCAGAGUGAUGAGGAAGGCUUGAAGUCAGUGGAUGAACUGAUCAGAACCUAUAGGCAUUCGUGUGCCUGGUAUCUGGGGCCACUCUACAAUUUAGUGCGGCUUUUCCACCCCGAUUACAUCAAAUCCUUGCUUCUGGCUUCUGCUUCCAUAACGUAUAAAGAUGAAUUGUUCUAUGGGUUUAUGAGACCAUGGUUGGGUCAAGGGCUGCUCCUGAGUAAUGGAAAGGAAUGGUCACGCCAGAGGCGCUUGCUCACACCAGCUUUCCACUUCGACAUCCUCAAAAACUAUGUGUCCAUAUUCAACCACUCAACAGAUAUCAUGCAUUCAAAGUGGCGUCGCCUGAUGGCAGAGGGGAAGAACAGCUUGGACAUGUUUGAACACGUUAGUCUGAUGACUCUGGACAGCCUCCUCAAAUGCACUUUCAGCUACGACAGCAACUGCCAAGAGAAGUCCAGUGAGUAUAUCUCUGCUAUCUAUGAGUUGAGUACCCUUGUGGUCCAGCGACAGAGGAACCUGCUCUAUCAUUGGGACUGGUUCUUCCGGCGCUCUGACAUAGGCCAGCGCUUUCGUCGGGCCUGUGACGUGGUCCACAGCUUCACAGCAGAUGUGGUCCAGAGACGUCAAGCCCAACUCCGCCAGCAGGGACCACCAGAGAGUUUCACGGCAGCAGGAACAGGAGCCUACAAGAAAAAAGUGAUAGACUUUAUAGAUUUGCUGUUGCUGUCUAAGGAUGAGGACGGUAACGGUCUGACUGUCGAAGAAAUAAAAGCCCAGGCAGACACUUUCAUGUUUGAAGGUCAUGACACCACUGCCAGUGGGAUAUCCUGGGUGCUGUAUAAUCUUGCCCAGCACCCUGAGUACCAGGAACGCUGUCGCGCUGAGGUCAACGCGCUACUCGACGGCCGAGAGACUGAGGAAAUUAUCUGGGAUGAUUUGACUCAGAUGCCCUUUACCACCAUGUGCAUUAAGGAGAGUCUGAGGCUCCACCCACCUGUCGCUGCCAUCAGUCGCUACUACUCACAGGACAUGAGUGUACCUGGGAACUGCAGCAUACCACAAGGAACGAUCUGUCUGAUCAGCAUCUACGGAACUCAUCAUAACCCUGACCUUUGGCCUGACCCCGAGGUUUAUGACCCCAUGCGUUUUGAUGCAGAGAACAUUAAAGGCAGAUCGUCAUAUGCUUUUAUUCCAUUUUCUGCAGGGCCAAGAAACUGUAUUGGUCAGAACUUUGCCAUGGCUGAGAUGAGGGUCGUGGUGGCUUUAACACUGCGCAGGUUUCGGUUACUGCCCCCGGACACUCCCGUCAAACGGCUCUAUACCCUCAUUAUGCGAACAGAGGAGGGGCUCUUUCUGAAACUGGAACCACUCGGUACCCCACAGGACUGA
Molecule: messenger RNA, 1596 nt
Organism: Chanos chanos (milkfish)
Lineage: Eukaryota; Metazoa; Chordata; Actinopteri; Gonorynchiformes; Chanidae
Gene: cyp4f3
Product: cytochrome P450, family 4, subfamily F, polypeptide 3
Exons: 12
Coding region: 1-1596 (531 amino acids)
Molecular function (GO): oxidoreductase activity, acting on paired donors, with incorporation or reduction of molecular oxygen; heme binding; iron ion binding
Source: RefSeq, a predicted model, not a curated record